CCAGUUCUCUCAUUUACUACACUACCCAUAUCACCUUGCGGUCCUUAACGGAAGUCCUUUCCUUUCCGCCGUUGCUGACUCCCUUCCUAAAAUUACACAGGCGGGUCAGGUCACCAUGGCAGCCCUCCGACCUCUUACCAAGCCGAAGAUUGUCAAGAAGAGGGUUAAGAAGUUCAUUCGCCAUCAGUCUGACAGAUAUGUCAAGGUCGCGAAAAGCUGGCGUAAGCCCAGGGGUAUUGACAACAGAGUCCGCAGGCGGUUUAAGGGCCAGAUGCUGAUGCCCAACAUCGGUUAUGGCAGCAACAAGAAGACCAAGCACAUGCUGCCCUCUGGCUUCAGGAAGUUCCUGGUGCACAACAUCAAGGAGCUUGAGGUCCUCAUGAUGAGCAACAAGACCCAUGCUGCUGAGAUCGCCCACAACGUGUCUUCCAAGAACAGGAAGCUGAUUGUGGAGAGAGCAGCCCAGCUGGCCAUCAAGAUCACCAACCCCAAUGCCAGACUCCGCAGCGAGGAGAACGAGUGAUCCAGACAUUAUUUCCCAAUAAAACAUAUGUUUAAAUGUG
Salvelinus fontinalis (brook trout) is the source of this 563-nucleotide messenger RNA. RefSeq names its product 60S ribosomal protein L32-like. The transcript has 4 exons. Gene Ontology annotation, molecular function: structural constituent of ribosome. The record is from RefSeq and is a predicted model, not a curated record. Gene Ontology annotation, biological process: translation. Gene Ontology annotation, cellular component: ribosome; cytosolic large ribosomal subunit. Lineage: Eukaryota; Metazoa; Chordata; Actinopteri; Salmoniformes; Salmonidae. Bases 116 to 523 code for a protein of 135 amino acids.